Molecule: messenger RNA, 1295 nt
Organism: Tripterygium wilfordii
Lineage: Eukaryota; Viridiplantae; Streptophyta; Magnoliopsida; Celastrales; Celastraceae
Product: 39S ribosomal protein L45, mitochondrial
Exons: 12
Coding region: 90-992 (300 amino acids)
Cellular component (GO): mitochondrion
Source: RefSeq, a predicted model, not a curated record
CGGCGACGAAGCAGGUUUAUGUUUUUCACGAUUGUCAUUUUGAUUCAAAAAAUUAUACAAUUAGGGUUUUGAAAUUUUUGUGAUCAAAGAUGGCUCUUCUUCGAAGACUACAGACCGUUCGCGCACUUUAUGGGACGGCUUCGAUUCCAGAAUCUUUAUAUAUGUUUGGAAGCUCGAGAAGUUAUUCAAGUGUCGCAUCAAAUGUUCCUAGAAUUAACUACUGGAGAUCGUCUUCCUGCUCAUAUAGAGGCCACAAUGGCCUUCCUUGGGCCUGUGGAAGUAAGAUGACACUUCGCACCACAAUGAGUGCUGAGUUGUUGAUCUUCUUAAAUGAUAAAAAGUCAGUAACAACCCAAGCAAAAGCUUCUCCACAAGCACGGAAAAUGGGGGCUCAAGUGUCAAUGACGAGUCCUGGCUUCGUAUAUGAACCUUAUGCACCUCGUGAACCAAUCUCAUUUUGGCAAAGAUAUUUUACAAAAAGCGGAUGGAGAAGAACAAAAGAGGAUAUCAUACUAGAGCUUAAGAGUGCCUAUGCCAUUGCUAAGUUAAGGAAAACUGGAUACUCAAAAAAAAAGUUCUACAUUGAGGCCAUAGAAUUGUUCAAAGAGAUAAAUUUGCUAAUCGCAAUUGGGGACAAAACAUCACUAAGGAAAGCAGUCACAGAGAAAAUGUACUCUGGACUCAAGAAUGAAAUCAAACAGAGAGAAUCAAUGUGGACUAGCGUUUUCUGGGAGAUGGUUGAACCGGUUGUCAAGAUACGGACUUUGCGAGCUAGACUGAUUGGCGUGGACCGAAAUGAUCACGAUAAAGUGUUCAUACAGCUUACGCUUGAGUUUCUGACCAAGCAGAAAUUUGAAGCAUAUGGUUCUAAUGGCACAGUUGUUGCUGGAGAUAAAAAUAAGGAGGUUCUUGUUCGUGAUAUCUGGGUAUUUGAGAAAUCUCUCUUCCACUCGAACUCCUACUGGCGUCUUUGUGGGCGGAUUUCAGCAUAGGCCACCUUUCCACAAACCAAAGAGAGAUUUGCCAUCCAUUCUGAUGAUGAAUAAAUCUUACAACCCAAUUUUGUAAGCUGAGUAAGUUUUAUCUUUCGGAUCAUUAUAUCAAAGCAGGGGGGCAUCCAUGUCUAUGUUCUAUUAAUUCUAUUUAUGAUUUGAAAAUAUGAGAAAUAAAAUGAUUCGCCAUGUUCAUUUUUUAAAAACUUUUGGUACAGUGUCGUUGUUACUCAAGUUUAUUCUAAUUUCAGAGACCUCAUUGCGAUAUUUCCGAAGAAUGAACUUCAGAGACCUUGACUCCUU